Messenger RNA from Phytophthora infestans T30-4, 881 nucleotides. RefSeq lists its product as uncharacterized. The record is from RefSeq and is a predicted model, not a curated record. Lineage: Eukaryota; Oomycota; Peronosporomycetes; Peronosporales; Peronosporaceae. The transcript has 2 exons. Bases 108 to 881 code for a protein of 257 amino acids.
AAAAUACCCUAUUAUAAGGGCGAGUGUGGCUGGUGUAAAUGCUCCGAAACGGCUCACCUCGGUAGCCGUGAGGGACACCGCGGCUGGAAGCAGUUCGGACGUUGAACAUGCCGCAGGCCAUCAACGAAUUGGAUGUCGACUUCGAGGCACAGAUCCAAGAGAUCAAGCGGUUAAUCUCGUCUUCUAACGAUGUCGAUCGACGUGCGGCCUUAGAAGAGCAACUGCGAGACUUGGAGCUUCAGAGGAUUCAAGCUGAGCAAGAUCAGCAACAGCAGGAACAGUUGACACCCGCUGCCUCCAGGAGGAAGAGCUUUCGACCCAUUAGUGCCAAGCCUCGGAUGUCGACUUUGACUCCACUGACCGAAGACUCUGAAGUCACUUCAUCAUUCCACGGACUAGAGGCCCAUCACUUGGGUGAUACUGGUCUCUCACUGGCCUCGGAGGUUUUCAGUAGCUCUUACGACGAGAUUUAUAGCCCAGAGAAUGUGCUGGAGAAUGGCAGUCGCACGCUGUGGGUGUCGAGUGGGAUGUUCCCGCAAUUCCUCCGGAUCGUACUGCGUGAGCCCAAACGGGUUGCAGCCGUGGAGAUCACGUGUAGACACGUUACGAAGCUUCAGCUGCGCGCGUCAGCCAAUAAAAAUGUUGCCAUUAACAAGAUGUCGAUAGUUGGAGAGCUUGAAGUGAGUGCUGCUGACAGCGGAAAGCUGGAUACACAUCGAUUCCCUUUGACACGUCGCAAUGACAAUGCAGCAAAGGGGAGCGACGAGGAUGACAAAGAAAGCACGGAGCCCGUCGAGGCAAUCCAGAUAGACAUAGAGGGCGGGUACAGUGAUUUUGUAUGCGUUUACUUCGUCCGACUUCGCUUUGCGAACUCAGGAUAA